Molecule: messenger RNA, 2285 nt
Organism: Anopheles stephensi (Asian malaria mosquito)
Lineage: Eukaryota; Metazoa; Arthropoda; Insecta; Diptera; Culicidae
Gene: DNApol-gamma35
Product: DNA polymerase subunit gamma-2, mitochondrial
Exons: 5
Coding region: 1111-2181 (356 amino acids)
Biological process (GO): mitochondrial DNA replication
Cellular component (GO): mitochondrion; cytoplasm
Source: RefSeq, a predicted model, not a curated record
AGAAACUGUCUAAAAAUGUGGUUUCCAGAUGAUUUCUAGCAACGGGCACAAGAAGCAGUGGAAGCAUUAUUUAACUUCUCAAAAAUUAUCGAUCGGUAUCCGUCCUAAUCAAAAUCUGUGUUUUGUGCAGUGUUUUGCAGUGCUGUGCAGUGUUUUGCAUUGGUUUUCAUUCAACGGUUUUUCAUUAAUCAUAGCGGUGAUUGUGUUUGUGUGUGAGCGUUGCUAUGGCAGCCGACAGCAGUCGUCUAGUUAGCUAAGACAUCUGCCCUGAAUCAGGACGAAAUCCCAAAUUACCUGUUAUUAGCACAAACACGUACCCACAAUUGGAACCGGCAAAGACGUAAUUGUUGCCCCAAAAUCCGACAUCCGUUAAGCAUGUGCUGGUAAGGAACGAUAGAAAUGGAACAGCGAUUGGUUGGUUGGUAAGGAACGGAUGGCAAUAGAUGACGGGAUCGUGUAGAUCAUACCAAACGGUGUGUGCGUGAUAUUGUGAAACUAAUUUGCUGACAAGUGUUGAGUGUUCGUGUGCGCCAGGUCGUAAUACAUCACAGUUUGUUCAAUGUUGGUCAGCGCCGUUCAACGAACCAUGCUCCGUGGUUUGCUUUCGCGUUUUCCAUCGAGAAACUAUUCCACGCUACGAGCUACACCACAAUCACCCAGGGAAAACCGUAACUGGCCCACCAAACCACUGCAGCAUCCAACAAAAGUUCCCCAGCAACCGCACGGACUCGUGGCGACAACGGAAGCUGUAACAUUGCCCAUAACUAUCAAUCAACAAACGGUGCAGCUGCUGGAAAGGUUAUCGCUGGUAAAUCUGGAUAGCAAGGAAGCACUGGAAACGUUGCAGGAUUCGAUCGAGUUCGCGUCACGCAUACUGCCCAUCGAUACGGACGGUGUGGAACCGUUGUACAGUGUGCUGGAGCGGGAGAAGCUUGCACUGCGCAACGACACCGUCGAUGACGGGGACCGGCAGACCGAGGUACUGCAAAACGCCGCCUUGGUGGAGGAGGAAUACUUUGUAGCACCGCCCGGUAACAUUCCGCUCGAGCACGCGGGACAAUCGUAACGAUCGUACUCGAUUUCUAGUCAACAGCACCAAACGCCUUCACGAUGGCACGAUCGGCUAAAACUAUGAUCGAUCUGUUACAAGCGUGCCGGCGCAGUAAAUUUCUUCACUUUACCCUGGAUAGCACAGCUUUACGUGGUCUGCGUCUUACACCGGUUGGUCAACUGUUGUCGAACAAUCUGUCCGCUGAGUGGAAUCAACUCGGGAGUAGUAGCAGCAGCAGCAGUAGCAGUAGUAGUAGUACGGUUCCAGUUUUCCUGGGUAGAAGUGAUCUCAGUCUAGAGGAAAAUGUUGCGAGCCUACGAAAACAACACAAAGCGAUGAAGCUGCCAUUUGGCGUAAUGGUAGAGCGAACGGGAACGAACAGCCGGGUACCGAUGGGUGAUACUUUCACCCUGGAGCUGCAGGAAACGGUAGAACUUUGCACCACCUACCUGGUACCCUCGCCGAUGGCAAACCAGUUCCUGUAUCAACUGCAACGGCAGCGCAAGAUCUGGUGGAUGCGUUUGUCGGUCGAUCCAGGCCGGUACUUCAUCACCGAUAUGCGCCGUACCGAGGAAGGCAGCACCACCGUUUCGAUCUGUGCCCGGUUUCUAGACCGGUCAGCGGACAGGACGGAGCUCGAGCUGGACCGUCUGGAGUUGUCGGUGACGAGCGCCAAACCGUCCAACGCGAUGCUACGUGUUACGAACAAUCUGCACCGGACCAUUCUUGCCAUACUGAUGGAUGCACUCGAGUCGAACGGAGCGCUGGAGGAGGAGUGUGUUAAAAUUCAUCGCAAAGUAGCCCCGUACAAGUGUGCCAUCAUCUGUCAGGAAGAAUGUGAUGCCGGCACGACGCAGCAACAAGAUUUGGUCGAUCUUUCCAAACAUCUAGCUUACGUACUGCGUGCCGCUAAUCUCGCCGUGCACGAUAACGGCGGUCCUUUCGGUCAGUUACAACACGACCAUCAGAUAGCACAGCUGGAUCAGACCGGUGUGCCGUACGCAUUGCUCCUAAACGCCAACACUCUUCACACCGGGCUGCUGCGGCUACGAUCACGCGACACUACCCUUUCCGAAACCAUACACCUAUCCGAUCUGCCGAGCUAUUUAGCGAAAAUAAUACACGCCUAGCGACAGGAGGGGUGUUGGUGCGCAAGCUUUAUUAAAGACUUGUUCAACUAAGUAGUAGUAAGGUAGGACUUACAAUAAAAGGAAAAAAAAACGCUUAGAAGAAA